Messenger RNA from Nilaparvata lugens (brown planthopper), 992 nucleotides. Its product is annotated as troponin C, isoallergen Bla g 6.0101. Gene Ontology annotation, molecular function: enzyme regulator activity; calcium ion binding. NCBI's taxonomy places the organism in Eukaryota, Metazoa, Arthropoda, Insecta, Hemiptera, Delphacidae. The coding region runs from base 242 to 700 and encodes 152 amino acids. The record is from RefSeq and is a predicted model, not a curated record. The transcript has 6 exons.
GAAAUAGCACUCUAGUAGCCUUUGAUUGUAUUCUCUUGAAUGAUCCAAAUUGCAACAGCCGAUUCAAUGGACUGCUAUAGCUGAUGGUGAUUGUGGGCGGGGUGGGGAAGGGUAGGGAGCACUUGAAAGCUGCUUUCAACGUCCACGCCUUUGAUAUUUUCUUAUUUCGUCAAGUUAUGUGUUAAAUUCUGCAGUCGAAUAGGUAGUUUAGAAUUUAUUGUUUUUUGGAACAACUGCAACAAUGGAUGAACUAACGGAAGACCAAAUCACUAUGCUGAAAACAGCUUUCGAUGCUUUUGACCAUGACAAGAAAGGCUGCAUUGGUACGGAGAUGGUUGGCACGAUUUUAGAAAUGUUGGAUCACAAACAACCAGCUUCAAUGCUGGCGCAGAUUAUUGGAGAAGUUGACGUUGAUGGAUCCGGCCAACUAGAAUUCGAAGAGUUUUGCGAGCUUGCUGCCCGAUUCAUAGUCGAAGAAGAGGAUGACGAAGCAAUGCAACAAGAGCUGAGGGAGGCAUUCCGGUUAUAUGACAAAGAAGGAAACGGAUACAUUACUACUGACGUCUUGCGAGAAAUUCUUUUAGAACUGGAACCUAACAUCACUCCAGCAGACUUAGAUUCAAUGAUAGAGGAAAUUGACUCUGAUGGUUCUGGAACAGUUGAUUUCGAAGAGUUUAUGGAAGUGAUGACUGGGGAAUAGAUCAAAGGAUAUACCGUAACGAGUUCAGUGAAGAUAACCAAAGAACUGAAAAGCAAAUGCACAUGGGUUGCAAUGCAUAAUCUCAAAUCACAUUGCAAUUCAAUGAUCAAUAUACAUUAUUGAAGUGAUGUUCAAAUCAAUGAACUAUCCCUGUGAUAACUCUCAAGCUCUUCUUCAAGGACUGAGUUUAAUAAAAAGUUAUUUUUGAAACAACUUAUCUCAUAAAGUAUUAGAUUGAUAUCAAAUUAACAGUCUUCAUAAUUGAAAUAAUAAAGAGUGAGUUUGAAACGUU